GUUUUUAUAAACAAAAUAUCUACUUGAAAUCCUUUGAUAUACACGUCACCUAUCAUGGCAAUGAGGAUGAUUUUCGAAAUGCGUAUGCAAUGGUCUCCAUUUUCAGUAAUAUAACAUUUUGAUUGAAAAUGACAUUUCAUCUUUUUGGUGUAUUUUUCGCAGUACUUUAGCAAUCGCGGAUGUUCAAAUGACGAUUUUGAUAAUAUAGUUGUCCAGGUACAAAAUGAAGUAAAGAGAAGAAAAAUCUUCCCGAGGAGUCCAGCAAUAGAAAAGCUAUGAUUUUCAAAGUGUACAAACAAUUAAAUCCGGAUUGCUUUGUUCUCCAGGAAUCAUUUUUGAAUCACCAGUUUCUAAGAAUUGUGAAUUAUGCAAGGUCAAAUGGUGCAAGCUACAAUGCCCUGUUAUCAAUUCCUGAAUUCAGAGCUCAUCAUGUUCCCCAAAUUUAUAGUUUUCCUAUGUUCACUAAAGAUAUUUGUGAAAUGUUGAUGGAAGAGUUUGCAUAUUACAACCAAACAGAUUUACCGAAAGGAAGGCCAAAUUCUAUGAAUAAUUAUGGAGUUCUUCUGGACGAGCUUGGUUUUGAUGAUCGUUUUCUCGAUCCACUAUUCGAAGAUUACUUAAAACCAUUAAGUCGAAUCUUAUUUCCUGAAGAAGGCGGUAGUACGUUGGACUCGUAUAAAGCAUUUACGGUGAAGUAUGAUAUGCAAAAUGACCAAAGUCUUGGAUAUCAUUUUGAUAAUGCUGAAGUAACUUUGAAUUUAUGCAUUGGAAAGAAUUUUAUUGACGGUGAACUUUAUUUUGGUGACAUGAAAGAAGUUGCUAUUGCGCAAAGCGAAUGCACUCUGAUGGAUCACAAACAAGGAUAUGCUGUUUUACAUCGUGGUCAGCAAAUGCAUGGUGCUUUACCAAUACAGUCUGGAGAACGACAGAACAUAAUUAUAUGGAUGCGAUCUUCACAUGAAAGAAACAGAAAAUGCCCCAUGUGUUCAAGAAAGCCGGACUUAAUCGCGGUGGCUGGAAAAGGUGAUGGCUUUACAUCCCCUGAAGUAUCCAUUUGUACAACUUCGUAACGUUUACAUCCUAUGAAAUAUCCAUUAGUACUACUUUGUAACAUUUACAUCCUCUGAAGUAUCCAUUUGUUCUAUUUCAUAACGUUUACAUCUCCUGAAGUAUCCAUUUGUUCUACUUUGAAAAUGCAUACCAAUAUAUUUUGAUUUGCAAAAAAAAUUCAAGCUGCUGUAGCCUUGGCAUGUGACAAGUGUGAGCUAGUUGUUAUAAUGUACAAUUUUUUUACCUAUGGCAAACAAGUAUUGGCGUAUUACAUUGACUGUUUUACGAUUGUAACUAAAUACUCCAAAUUUUAUUGAAAACAACUAUUUUUAUAA
Messenger RNA from Xenia sp. Carnegie-2017, 1385 nucleotides. RefSeq names its product 2-oxoglutarate and iron-dependent oxygenase domain-containing protein 2-like. The record is from RefSeq and is a predicted model, not a curated record. The transcript has 6 exons. NCBI's taxonomy places the organism in Eukaryota, Metazoa, Cnidaria, Anthozoa, Malacalcyonacea, Xeniidae. Bases 276 to 1070 code for a protein of 264 amino acids. Gene Ontology annotation, molecular function: iron ion binding; L-ascorbic acid binding; oxidoreductase activity, acting on paired donors, with incorporation or reduction of molecular oxygen.